UGUGAGUAUUGCAACGUGACCGGAGGAGUUUGUACCAGUAAAAAAUAGACAAAAUGCUUAUGGAAAGCUAUUCCUGACGAUGGAAGUUCCUACUUCCAUGCCCUGAUUGUCUGUUAUAUUCCACCGUGUUUGCUAUAAAAGGAACCAGUAUGAUGCCUGGUGUCUCAUUACGUCGUGCUUAAUUAUUUUCCUACCUUCAGACGCGACGUAGGCCUACAUCAAGUACAUGUAGCUUAGCUUAGUUAGCACUGAUUCAGUGAUUGACUUAGCGGGUGAUUUCGAUGCAAAGUUCCGUCACUUCCGUAAUACAUAAAAAGUUUAAGACAGAAAUACUGGAACAAUAGGCUAUAUAUAUGACAUAAUGAGCAAACCCAGUCUGUGCAUAUUUUUCGACAAGGUGGGAGCCGUGUACUCCCGUGAUGACAUCAUUUCAGGAAAGGUGAAAGUAAAAGUUGGCAACCAGGGCUUGGAGAACAUUAAAGGUGUGUGGAUUCAGUUCACCUGUACUGCCUGGGUGAAAAUCAGUUCAAGCUAUGACAAUGAAGACCACGAGCAGAGGCAUCAGUACCUCAACUCCACUCUUUGUGUUUUUGGAGCAAGAAAAAGUGAAUCGGCAAAACCGGGCUUGACUCUGUCCGCAGGAGAUCACUCCUUCCCGUUCAAGUUCCGCCUCCCUAACGACAAACCCCUCCCUGCCCCCUUCGAGGGCGUCCACGGCUAUGUCCGCUACCGGGCCAAGGCGACCCUCUGCAUCAAUCGGGUAAUCCUCAAUAAGGAGCACUCCACCGAGAGAGCGUUCAGCAUGCAUGGACCGACAGUGGACCUCAACAGCAUGCCCAGGUUAAAUCUCAAGGCUCCAGUAAGUUGCAGGACCGACGUUCGCAACCUGUUCGGACUUGGCAUGACCACCGGCACGGACGUCACCUUUUGCCUCCCCAAGAGAGGCUACAUCCCCGGCGAGAAUGUCAUUGUGACUGGUCAUGUGAACAACGCAAGCGGGAAAGAGCAGCGAAAUAUCGAAGUGGCCCUUAUCCAGGAAACGACCUACAGAGUCAAGGAGUUUCUGGUGGAUGCCACAAACGUCCACAACAGGAGACUGUCGAGGUCAUUCGGCAGUGUCGCGUGUCCUCAGGGCAAGGUGACGCCCUUCAGAAUGAAGGCCCUGCAUAUCCCACCCAGCGUGCCGGCCUCGGGAAUGCCUGGUUGCCAGAUGAUUAACGUCCAGUAUUACGUCAAGUGCAAUACAUCAGGCUGCAUUGAAACACUGUUCCGGUUAACGGUUGGCACGGUACCACUCCGUGAUGUGGCUGCCCCGGCAGUACCACCUGCAGUGGAUGCAAUACCAUCGGCACCUCAGCUGGACAAAGCAAACACAGGGGCUCAUCAGAUUCCAUGUCCUCCAGUUGUAAAUGGUUUGGCCUCCCGUUUUGAUGACGCCCCACCAACGUAUGAGGAGGCCAUUGGCAGCCGAACGACGUUAACCAACGGUGUCAAACACUGAUGACCUUUUCUAAUGUUUGAUAAUUUCUGGUGGCAGUCACACAAUCACACAUUCACUAAGGAUGGAGGAGGCGGUGUUAACAGACAGUGUGGGAGGCCUGAGAGCUGCCUCAAAUGGAUGUGAACCUCAACAUGUAUAUGGGGGCAUUUUUAGAAAAAAAUUCCCGCUGUAAAGUGUUUAAAUAACCAGUUUAGAAGGAGGAAGAAGGAAAAGACAUUGAAUUUUUUUUUUUAAAUUGAAAGAGUGGGAGUUCUCUGACUUGUAAAACAGUAAUUAAAGAGCUGUGCAACAUGUACAGUUGAACCUCGUUAAUAAGAGCACUGUUAAUACAAUAUUCUGCUUGAGACAAGGACGUUUUUAAGUCCCGAUUCUUUCUUUUUUCAUUGUUUUCAUUUCUGUUAUAUCAAAGUAAUUUGCCAAAGGACCUCGUGUUAACGAGUUUUGACUGUAAUCCACACUAAGUGAAAUUAGAAGAACAAUCAACUAUUCGAAGAUGUCAUCAGCGGGACAUCUGUGCCCUCCGUUUCUGCCCUGUUGACUGUCAUUUCUUCACAAACAUUUUAAUUGUUACUUUCUUCAGCAUUCAUAAAUACCUAAAAUAGUUUAGCCAUUCCUAUUGGUCGAUGGAGAACCAAGUCUUAAACGAACAUUUACGAAUAAGACUGGCCAAGUACAUAUUUAUUAUUUCCCUUAGUUUUGCGAGAAUGAAAGUUGCCAACCAAUAUUAAAAAUUUAAAGCAGUAUGGAUGGAGGAUUUUGUACAAAUUAGUGUAAGCUGUACCGAUAUACCUUCAUACUUUAUCAAGAAAUAUUCCAUUUUUAAAAUUUUAUUUUUAAAUUAUACAAACAGCUAUUUCAUAUGUGAAAACUUAUUAACUGCAAUAUGUUUAUUCUUUAAUAAAUUGAAUUUGAGUUUUUCUUUUA
Acanthaster planci (crown-of-thorns starfish) is the source of this 2425-nucleotide messenger RNA. RefSeq names its product arrestin domain-containing protein 1-like. Gene Ontology annotation, cellular component: cytoplasm. NCBI's taxonomy places the organism in Eukaryota, Metazoa, Echinodermata, Asteroidea, Valvatida, Acanthasteridae. The record is from RefSeq and is a predicted model, not a curated record. Gene Ontology annotation, biological process: protein transport.